This is a messenger RNA of Larimichthys crocea (large yellow croaker), 2040 nucleotides long. It is a transcript of the gene coa1, whose product is annotated as cytochrome C oxidase assembly factor 1. Gene Ontology annotation, cellular component: mitochondrial inner membrane. Lineage: Eukaryota; Metazoa; Chordata; Actinopteri; Sciaenidae. Bases 651 to 1094 code for a protein of 147 amino acids. The record is from RefSeq and is a predicted model, not a curated record. The transcript is spliced from 4 exons. Gene Ontology annotation, biological process: mitochondrial respiratory chain complex I assembly; mitochondrial respiratory chain complex IV assembly.
AUGAGGACAGAAGAUAACCUCCAAAUACACAGGAAAGGCUAAACCAGGCUAGAAUGAAGGUUUUAGAAUGGCCUUCCCAAAGUCCUGAUUAAACCAUACUGAAGAUAUGUGCAGAACAUGUGGACCAUGCUGAAGACACAAGUUUGUCAGAAAGCCUGUACCGAUUCUGUCAAGAAGAAUGGUCAGAGGGUUAGUGAUCUCAGUGUAGUUAGAAAACAAAAACUCCAGGAAGAAGCAGCAGAAAUUAAGUUAGUAACAUGCAUGAAUCAGACAGGAACAUGUUCAGAGGAAGAGAGAGAUAAGAAGAGAAGAGCUCAAUGCAUCAUGAGAAAUGAUAGUCCCUGACAGUCUAGUCCUAUGGCAGCAGAACUUAGGGAUGACCUGAGCCAGCCCUAACUAUAAGCUUUAUCAAAGAGGAAAGUCUUAAAUGUGGUGAGUGGCUCUGCCUCCAGAACUAGAUCUGGGAGCUGGUUCAUCAGUACGACUGCAUAAAACAAACUGUUGCCAAUCUGAUAGCCAUGAAUAUACAGGAAUGACUGUGCAUACUUUUAUCAGGAAAACCUUGAAUUAAUAAAACCUGUAUUUCUUUUUCCCAGUAAACUAACCAGACCAGUGUCAGUCUGUGCAGCCUUUUAGGGAGGUGAGCAAAGAUGAGAGUUCCUACCAGUCUACAGCAGCUGACCAUCUUCACCACCGUGUUGUGUGGUGGAGGGAUAGGCACCAUGUACUACCUACAGCAGAAGAAAUUCACAGAAUCAGACUACCACAGACUGGCUCUGCAACAGUUGGAAGCGUGUCCAGUUGCCAUGAACAGCUUGGGGGCCCCGCCUUUAAAGGUCCACAGCAUCCAUCUGACUGACAGACACAACCGUGUAGAUCAGCGCACUGCACAGAUAAAGAUCCCUGUGACUGGCUCAAAGACUGGAGCUUAUCUCUAUACUUCUUCAAUUAGAGACCCAGAUACCAACAGGUGGAGCCUGAAGCAGGCAGUUCUGAAGAUGCGUGAAGGACAGAUCAUCGACCUGCUGAAUUCUCCUCCACCAGAUGCAGCACAAACACAGGCAGCAGAGCUCGACACAGAGCAUUGGCACUGACCAGCUUCACGUAACAAUGACAACCAUGAAAGUCGUUACCAAACGACAAAUCAUCAACAGAUCUGCAGGUAGUCAUGGCACACAGCUCUGAGUGUCCCUAGACUUAGACCAACAGACUGCUCUUGAGUGUCUCUGGGUUUGCUUUGAUUAAAUAAUGUGAUGCUUACAAGUUGUUGCACAGACUGUUGUGUUGGUCCGUCAAGUCUUUUUAUUUUUAAUUUAGUUUCUUUCAAAGUAUAAUGUGUCACACAUCCACACAUGCAAAACUAGGACUGUGACAGCAUGGAUGUUUCAACAUAUCUCCGCAGUCUGUGUUAAAUAAGUCUAUAGACUAAUCAGAGCCUGUGUUUCUGACUUUUUGGCCAGUCAGAGGCAAAGUAGGGUAGGUCUUCACGGAUUGCCAGUAGGGGGAACACAUUGCUGUAAUUCAUAGAAACUGAAUCAGACAUAGAAUCACAAAAUCUCUGGUGACGAGGUGAAUAAAAAUCGGUUCAGUGAUCUAGAAUUAUUUUCCAUCCCUCCAUCAAUACAUUUUCAAACAGCCUGAGAGUUGGUUUAGUAGAGAGGAAGAUACAGCCCUGUGGUUUCACUGACUUACCACAACUUCCUGCUUCCUGUGCAGAUGUAGGUGAGGUAAAUGAAUUCCUCAUCCCCAUGUAAAAAACAUGUUUGUCAUUAUUAAAUGGAAAUUAGACAGAUAAUCUUAUCUGAUUCUUCUGUAACCUUGUUGUUUAUCCUACCAUGCCUUUCAAAUGAUUUGAAAACAGCCAAAGCGCAUGUGUGUGUGCUUGUGUUGUGAUCUUGUAACUAUUAUAGAAAAUGUGUUUUCUACCUUAUGUGAGUGCUUGACACAAACUCUUUGAAACACAUGUCUCCAUUUUGAGUUCUGCAGUAACUGCGAUGGCAUUUCUAUUUUUUCAUUUUAAUAAACCAAACAUGGUGAAAA